This is a messenger RNA of Penicillium longicatenatum, 1776 nucleotides long. Its product is annotated as dolichyl-P-Man:Man(6)GlcNAc(2)-PP-dolichol alpha-1,2-mannosyltransferase. Gene Ontology annotation, molecular function: alpha-1,2-mannosyltransferase activity. Lineage: Eukaryota; Fungi; Ascomycota; Eurotiomycetes; Eurotiales; Aspergillaceae. The record is from RefSeq and is a predicted model, not a curated record. Gene Ontology annotation, cellular component: endoplasmic reticulum membrane. The transcript is spliced from 4 exons. Gene Ontology annotation, biological process: protein N-linked glycosylation. Bases 1 to 1776 code for a protein of 591 amino acids.
AUGGCUGGGAAGCAUCAAGGCUCUGCGCCUGCUCAGAAUGCCCCUAAAAAGGCUCGUCCCCCGCCCCCUCCGUUCUACCUCCCGCUAAACAUCACCCUCUACGUUUGCAUCUUUGCCAACGGCCUUGCGGCAUUAUUCUCCCCAAUUCAAGACUGUGAUGAGGUCUUCAACUUUUGGGAACCAUCCCAUUAUCUCCGACAUGGAUAUGGUCUUCAGACAUGGGAAUAUUCUCCAGUUUACUCCAUUCGAAGCUGGCUCUAUGUCUCGCUUCACGCCGCGGUGGGCAAGCUAGGUUCGUUUUUUGUCCAGUCUAAGACCACUGAGUUCUACAUGAUCCGUGUGUUUAUGGCGCUCUUCUGUGCGGCUUGUCAAACUAGACUUUACUCUUCUAUCUGUCGAACCCUUAAUCCUCGCAUCGGCCUCUUGUUCCUCACAAUCGUCAUCUUCAGUCCCGGCAUGUUCCACGCGUCCACUGCCUUCCUGCCCUCCACUUUCACCAUGUACACAUCUAUGCUUGGCUUGGCUGCCUUCCUGGACUUGAAAGGUGGUCCCAAAAUUGCACAGGGCAUCAUGUGGUUUGCGCUUGGUGCGAUUGUGGGCUGGCCAUUCGCAGGUGCUCUUAUUUUGCCUCUUCUGGCCGAGGAAGCCAUGAUCUCUGUGCUAUCUGGGUCUAUUGGCUCAUUUAUCUUGGCCGUUCUUGAUGGUGCGGUUAGGUGCCUUGGCAUCGCGGCUCUCGAGGUCGGGGUCGAUUAUGCUUUCUUCCGCAGGCUUGUCCUUGUCCCUUGGAACAUUGUGGCGUAUAACGUUUUUGGAGGCCAGGGCAAAGGACCUGAAAUCUUUGGCGUGGAGCCUUGGACAUUUUAUAUCCGAAACUUGCUGCUGAACUUCAAUGUUUGGUUUGUUCUCGCCAUGAUGGCGGCUCCGCUUAUGUUUCUACAGGUCAUCUUCAGCUCCCAGCCUUCAUCUUUCCAGAAAUUCAGGCGCUCGAUGACAUUGGCCGUGCCAUUCUACCUGUGGUUUGGUAUCUUCACGGCCCAGCCUCACAAGGAGGAGCGGUUCAUGUACCCCGCAUAUCCAUUCCUUGCCCUGAACGCGGCUCUCUCCUUCCACCUGAUCCUUACCUACCUUGGGUCCAGCGAUCCCAAGGCAAUUAUCAGCCGUGUUCCAGCCAAGCUGAAGCUUGUUGGAGCCCUGUAUAUCAUUAUUUUGGCCGUCAAUGUCGGAAUGCUGCGCAUGCUAGGAAUGGUGACUGCGUACAAUGCCCCUCUGAAGGUCCUGGAACCAUUGCAGCAGGUAAACGUGACGCAGACAGGGAGUUCGGUCUGUCUGGGCAAGGAGUGGUACCGCUUUCCUUCCUCAUACUUUCUCCAACACGACAUGCGUGCCAAAUUCAUUCGAAGCGAGUUCAACGGUCUGCUCCCAGGCGAGUUCCCGGAAUCGCCUAGUCUUCUCGGCCGGCUAGAUGGUGCUUCGCAAAUCCCAUCUGGCAUGAAUGAUCUUAACCGGGAAGAUCCUAACAAAUACAUUGAUGUUUCUGAAUGCUCUUUCUUGAUCGACUCCUUCUUCCCGGGUCGCGAGGUAUCCGAACUGGAGCCUCACUACGUUCUCGACCGCAAAUGGGAAACUCUCACAUGUGCGAGCUUCUUAGAUACCGCUCAAACAGGGCUUCUUGGGCGAUUAAUCUGGGUGCCAAACCUCCCCUUUAUUCCACCUCAAUUCCAGCGCAAAUGGGGCCAGUUUUGCCUUCUGCAGCGCAAGGCCGACGCUAGUGUCUAG